GAGAGUACGGUACGAGCUGUACGUAUUUGCCGUACUCGUGUACCGGUAGGAACAAGUACGUACGUGGUGAAUGCACAAACAACAAGAUCUUCGAGAAAAAAUCUAAUCACMUACCGUACGGUACCAGCACCUGGUACGUAAAAUACAUACUGAGCAACAACACGGCAGACUAAUAAUUUGUACAGUAAUUUAGCAGAAUCGUACAAUCCAAGGAAGGAACCACCGACUCGCAACAAAUUCUUCCGAAGGACGAGGUCACUGUUACACCGUACCGGUCCUUGUUUUCAUAUCCAAACCUUGCCUUUCUACCACCCUGCCACCGUUGACAUGCCCAAGCCAAAGAAGAUUCUCAACGACCSGAAAGAAUCCGUCGACGAGUUCAUCUCGGGAUUGUUGCUCCAGUAUCCCAACCGCCUCCAAAAGCUUCAAAACCACCAUGUCGUGCUGACCACGACGCCCCCCUGCGGCGGAAGCGCCGUCCAGCUCUUGUCGGGGGGAGGCAGCGGCCACGAACCCAGCCACGCCGGCUGGAUCGGGAACGGGAUGCUCUCRGGUGCCAUCUGCGGGGGGAUCUUUGCCUCUCCCAGCGUGGCCAGCAUCCUGGCAGCGAUCCGGGCCGCGGCGGCCUCCAUGACCGAGAACGCGGGAAUCCUGCUGGUGGUGAAGAACUAUACCGGCGACCGCCUCAACUUUGGCAUGGCCUGCGAAAAGGCCAACCAGGAAGGGAUCCUGUCGCGGAUGGUGGUCGUGGCCGACGACUGCGCCCUGGAACGCACCAAGGGAAUCACGGGAGCCAGGGGGGUCGCGGGCUGCGUGCUCGUGCACAAGGUGGCUGGUGCGGCCUCCGUGGCGGGAAAGAGCCUCGACGAAGUCGUGGCACUCGUGGAAGAGGUCAACGGUUGCAUCGGAACCCUGGGCGUCGCCCUCGAUUCCGUGACGAUACCGGGUGCCGAAAGCGUCAACGACCGCCUGGACGACAAAACCAUCGAAAUCGGGCUCGGCAUCCACGGCGAAGCGGGAAUGAAGCAAUCGCCCCUGUUGACCGCCGAUGAGAUGGCAAAGGAAAUGGUCGACACCAUUCGCGAGUACGGACGGACCAACAAGAGCGGAGAGAUCGUUCCCCUCUUCGAGAAGGGAGAUUCGCUCUGCGUUUUGGUAAACAACCUGGGUGGAACCUCCAAUUUCGAAAUGUCCAUUUUGGCCAACGCCUGUGUGAAGUACAUCGAAGGCGAUGCGAACGGGUGCAAGGUGACGCGCCUUCUGGUGGGCAGCUUCAUGACGUCGUUUGACAUGCACGGGGCUUCGGUCACGAUUCUCAACUUGUCGUGCGCGAGCGAAGAAAUGAUCUCUCUUUUGGACGCACCCACCGACGCUCCGGCAUGGAGCACUUGUGACAUCUGGAAGGCAGAGGGUGACAAGAUUCGUCUCUCGAGCACGGAGCGUCCCGAGGUUGUAGUUGAUGACAGUGCCGAACCGAAGCUGACACUGCCGCCUGUUGCCAUUCCCAACUUUGGCGAAACGGCAAAGACCCUGGUAUUGAAAGCGGUAAAGAGUCUCGGUGAAGCAGAGGCAACUCUUACGAAGUACGAUACCAUUGUUGGUGAUGGAGAUUGCGGCAUCACGAUGAAACGGGGAGCGACGGAAAUAGAAGAACGCMUUACGAAGGGCACGAUUCCAACAGACCAUCCCGUUUCUAUGUUUUCCGCCAUGGCAGAUGCCGUCUCGGACUCCAUGGGUGGCACAUCGGGAAUAUUGCUGGAACUGAUGUUUCGAAAAAUUUCUUCUACGCUGUCGCGUUGCGAAACCAUUGGUGCGGCGGAAAUGAGCCAGGCCUUCAAGGCGGGUGUCGACGCCAUUAGCCUGUACGGUGGUGCAACCGUUGGUUCUCGAACCAUGCUGGAUGCUCUGGUCCCUGCAGCAACGUCGCUGGUCGAGAGCGGCUCGAUUGCCGAGGCUUGCGARAAGGCAAAACUUGGAUCCGACGGAACCGCAGACAUGAAAGUGGCCUCUGCGGGCAGAUCGAAUUAUUUGUCGGAAGAAACACUGACGGGAACCCCCGAUCCCGGUGCCGUGGCCGUUGCUAUUGUUUUUGAGGCAAUUUCAUCGGCACCUUAAAGAACGCAGGGGUUCAAAAAUACAAGUCAGCUUUUCUAUUCGUUCUUCACCCGUUAAACCAUUCACACGAGGCCCGUACAGCAUUCAGAGAGUGACAAAUACGAAGGCGUCUCCUUCGGCAACGACAGAUAGUUCGCCACGCCUACUUUUUUAUCUAUAUUUCGAAGCAGACGUUUCGACACUUUCCAAACACAAGAAUUGUUAGUACAUCAAUUUACAUGCACUGAUAAGGUUAACAAAUCAGCUAUUAUCCA
This is a messenger RNA of Pseudo-nitzschia multistriata, 2369 nucleotides long. The record is from the annotation of a GenBank genome assembly. NCBI's taxonomy places the organism in Eukaryota, Bacillariophyta, Bacillariophyceae, Bacillariales, Bacillariaceae.